CAUUGUUCCCCGACCGCGUCAAUUCAGCACAGCUUCGGCAAGGUCAAAGCCCUGGUUCUUUCAUAUUGGAAUCUUUGGUUCAUCAGCGACACCCUCAAAACCACUCGUAUGGCGUCGAGUGUUCUCUGUGAAGCGUGUGACGCUAUUUUCGACUGGGUUUGGAGCCAGGACGAGGAUUACGAGUUAUCGGACACACUGAAAGGGCCAGAAUGGAUAUCCUCGGGUUCCAGUUGCUCUCUCUGCACCAUCUUCAGCUAUGUCCUCAAUCCGACAUUAUCCAAGAUAGUGAGCGAGCGAAACGGAAAGGUUUGUGCCUACAGAGUGGAUACUCCCUACCGAGGCAUGCCCGUACAACUCCUCGCUGUGAAACCAAACGGGCAAGACUUUCGAGAUCGUCCAACGCUACUCAAUGUCGAUGUCGUCUUCAAGAGGCUUGAUGCUACAGACAAGGAUGGAGAACUCCUUCUAAACCCUCUUGAUCAUACCUCGGGCUCAGCCUGGACCUUGUCCCAUAUUAGCCAAAUCAAAUCCUGGCUUUCGACAUGUAUAGAGAGCCAUCCUGGAUGCAAACAUGGCGAGAGGGGCAGGCAGCUGCCUCUCCGCCUGAUCGACGCCAAUCCCGAAGUCAAAGGGAUUUCUUGCCCUUCUCUACAUGUGUCGGAAGAAGAAGACCUCGCGAAGCUCUCAAUUGACGCUAUGCCAACCACACGUCUCUGCCCAACCUCUAAACUUCCGGUCGAAACAGAGUAUCUGACUCUCAGUCAUCGAUGGGACCUUCAACCUUCGCUCUUGCUAUCAAAUAGCACUCUAGAAACCUGGUCGACCGGGAUCCCCCCACAGUUAUUGAAUGAUCCCAGUUCGAAGGUAUUUAGAGAUGCUAUAUAUGUCACGCGAUGUCUCGGAUUCCGAUACCUCUGGAUUGACUCAGUCUGUAUUAAUCAGGAUGACGAAGCGGAGAAGGCUUCUGAAAUCGCCUCUAUGCAUCAUAUCUACGACAUGGGCACUCUCAAUCUCUCAGCCACGGGGGCUGAGAAAGCGGCGGAUGGAUUGUUCUUUCCACGAACCAAGUUUACUCAGCCCUGUCAGAAGGUCCUUGCAGCGAGCUCCAAAUGCAACGAGUCCCGAGGUGUCGUCGCUUGUCUAGAUCAUAAUUGGUACAGAUUUGUAUCUUCCGCGGCACUCAAUAGCCGUGGUUGGGUCUUCCAAGAGAGGAUGCUUUCCCGGAGAGUCCUUCAUUUUGCUCGUCCUCAGAUGUACUGGGAGUGCUUUAGUGCCUAUGAAUCGGAAGACUACAUUCAAGGUCUUCAUGAACGCGCAUCUUACCCCACGUACGGAAACAAGACCGGACUGAGUUCGUCAUUAAUACCCCGGGAGUCAAAGGUCUCUUACGGGGUAUCUGAGUUGUGGAUGAGGAUACUGGCGGCCUAUACAGAGUGUUUUUUAACAUAUCCAGUAGACCGACUCCCAGCUAUUUCCGGAAUUUCCCGACGAUACGGUGCGCUCAGAGGACUGGGAGACGAUGAUUACUGUGCGGGGUAUUGGCGCCCUGAUAUCCCCGCGUGCCUCUGUUGGUCAGUCCGGCAUCCCACGUCCGAGUCGUUCAAGUAUGGUCGGAGGCUUGAAAACGAGUAUGUUGCUCCGUCUUGGUCAUGGGCUUCCGUUGGAGGACCGGUGCUCGUGGGGCCAUUGGAUGACGAUUCUUCAACUCAUGAUGGGAUCAUUGACAUUAUUCACAUUUCAGUCACAAACGAGAACUCAGAUCCUUUUGGAAGAGUCACCUCUGGCUCUUUAUUACUGCGGGGUUUACUGCGCCAAGUUGUAUGGCAUAGAGAGAGCCGGAAAUUGGAAUGCUCCUUUGGCGACGGUACCCUCAACAUGCCGUUCUGCGUGACCUGGGAUUCCAGCUACUUCACAACCGGGGUUCCAAUCACAAACGAGUACUGCAAGCCUACAGCAUCGUCAGGCAACGAAGUACAUGUGAUUGAAACCGAGGCUGAAGGAACUUUGACGCCUGCCAUGUGGGUAAUGCUUCCAGGCAAUGCUCGGGUAACUGUUUCAGACAGUAUCUUUUACCUUUUGCCAAUAAUGAGCGCAGAUGGACGCAUGCAUGGUUUGAUAUUACAUCGAACCCUUCAACGAGGCCAGUAUAUUCGGCUGGGUACAUUUUCGUUGGAAGACUGGGGUGAUACUGAAGUUGAAGUAGAGUCCUCGGACGCAAUGGAUGUGAAAGAUGCCCCGCCUGUUAAGGAACGAGUGAACUUUGCUUCAUUCCAAGAAUGCAAGGAGGCUCUCUUUAGUAACAUUCAAGAGUUGGGAGAUGAUGACUCACUGGAGGUUCUGGAUGAUGGAAUGAGGCUGAUUGAGAUUAUCUAAUGAGAUUGGGUCUAGCUACAAUCCUAUUGCUUUCUGAACCUUUAAAUAGCAAGUAGAAAAGAGGCCCCCAGAAUAUGCUGGUACGCCCUACUAUACAAAUAACACCUUGUUUGCUUUUA
This is a messenger RNA of Ilyonectria robusta, 2492 nucleotides long. RefSeq names its product heterokaryon incompatibility protein-domain-containing protein. Lineage: Eukaryota; Fungi; Ascomycota; Sordariomycetes; Hypocreales; Nectriaceae. The transcript is spliced from 2 exons. The record is from RefSeq and is a predicted model, not a curated record. The coding region runs from base 109 to 2373 and encodes 754 amino acids.